AUGCGUCCCCACACGCUCUUCUUCAUGGCAACAGCGGCGCAGACAGUGAUGUCACCGCGGCCUGACGUGGUUUAUAGUGGGACCCGCACGGUAGGGUCUUCAGCGCGGGAGUUAUGGCCCCAGGACGGGACACUGAGUGGGGCGUCGCCCGACUGCAAGCCACAGAGCUGCACAGUCUCCACACGCCUGCCCUCUGUGCGCUGUCAGACGGGCUCUAUCGCAGCGGGGCCCUCAUGCUCCCUGACUUGUGACCCGCUUUCCCCUGUGGCCGGGGGCUUCGCAGAGCUGCAGUUUAGGCAAACAUCUCUUCGGCUGUUAUUUCCAUUUGCGUCGGCCCCGCCGUCAUCGGACGCACGCACCAGAGGAGACAGCACAAUUAAGGGAAAGUGUUUAGCGCUUGAGAUUAUUUACCGGGACUGUCCAGCGAAGAAGGCCCACGGAGACACGCGUCCAUCAGGGGAAGACAAUUCAAUUACAGGAGAUGGCGAGGAGGGCGCCCGAGUGCACAGCAGCGCGCUGCUGCAUCAGUGGGGGGACGCCAAAGCUGCUAGAAGUAACCCAGCCGCAGCAGCGAUUAGGAGGCCCGCGCAGACAUGCAAGGCUCGCACGGCUCUGCUCAGUGUUACCGCCGUGGCCCGGAUCGCCCGCGCUAAACGCCCUGUGACAACAGCAAGAUUAAUGACCAGGCACCUGCUCCGCAAAGGCCAGCUGUAA
Molecule: messenger RNA, 714 nt
Organism: Knipowitschia caucasica
Lineage: Eukaryota; Metazoa; Chordata; Actinopteri; Gobiiformes; Gobiidae
Source: the annotation of a GenBank genome assembly